GCGGGGCUUCCGGGGGCGGAACUGAUCGGUCCGACAGGAAGACUGAGGUAAAGCGACUGUUUUCACUCAAAAGAUGGCGGCCAUCAGAAAGAAGCUGGUGAUCGUUGGUGACGGAGCCUGUGGAAAGACCUGUCUCCUCAUCGUGUUCAGCAAGGACCAGUUCCCCGAGGUCUACGUGCCCACAGUGUUCGAGAACUACGUGGCAGACAUCGAGGUGGAUGGAAAACAGGUGGAGCUGGCCCUGUGGGACACCGCCGGCCAGGAGGACUACGACCGUCUGCGGCCCCUGUCCUACCCGGACACGGACGUCAUCCUCAUGUGCUUCUCCGUCGACAGCCCCGACAGCUUGGAGAAUAUUCCAGAGAAGUGGACCCCAGAAGAACACUUCUGCCCCAACGUGCCCAUCAUCCUGGUGGGGAACAAGAAGGACCUGCGGAACGACGAGCACACGCGGCGAGAGCUCGCCAAGAUGAAACAGGACCCGGUGAAGUCCGAAGAGGGGCGGGACAUGGCGCACCGGAUCAACGCCUUCGGCUACCUGGAGUGCUCGGCCAAGACCAAGGACGGCGUGCGGGAGGUGUUUGAGAUGGCCACCAGGGCGGCGCUGCAGGCCAAGAAACGAGGCAAGAAGAACGGCUGCUCCCUGCUGUAGAGCGCCGGGCGGGGCGGGGCGGGGGCGGGGCCGACGCAGACACUGCUCCCAGGAGCUCCGGAGCUGCUCCAGCUGGACACACUGUCUCCUCCGUCAGUCCUCGUUUCCUCCGUCAGUCCCUGCAGAGAGCCUGCUGGGAGCCGCCCUCGGCCUGGACCUGCUCACACACUCUUUACUGUCGGACCACUGCUUUCAUGAAGUGUCUUAUCUGACUGGGGUCAAUGAAUCUCCUCCAUGGUUCCUGUUUGCACACACACACACACACACACACACACACGGUGGCUGUUGGUGGCUGGGGUCUGUUUCACAGAGCUGGUUGAACGAACGCCGAGUGUCUCGGAGUUGAUCCACUCGGUUCCAGAUCAGCUGGUUGGAGUUAGGUUGUUCAGCUCGCAGGCGUUUCCCCCAGAAUCAAAGCACAUUGGCCACAAGUAUAAAAAGACGGCAUCGAUUGAGCCCUGAUUCUACGAGUCGCCAUGGCAACGGGGAAGCGGCUGUUUAGCCCAGAAUCUGACGUCUUAAUGUGCUGAGACGGCGAGUUGGAACGUGUUCUUAUAGAGCAGCGUCUCGCUGCUCGGGUCAGAGCGUCGGUUUAGCUGUAGUCCUCUGCAGUCACAUAGUAAUGAGUCAACAAAGGACUUCUAGUAGAGGAUGACUGCCGUCUCUGAGCUGCCGACUCAGCCGGCUUUGUGAAUCGGACCCCUGGUGCGUCGUACUGAUGGAAACGUCUUAUUUCCUGAUUUGAUUUGAACCUUUAGCUUCUCUCUCGUUCCUGUUUUACUGCUUUCUCUUCCUGCGUGUUUUAAAGGACUUUUUGCACACUCAGUGAUCACUUCAGAUGCAAACGAUGUCAAAUUGUGAAAUACAAGCUCCUCUGGGAGAAUGGUUUUGUAAAAGAAAUCUUUUAUAUGCAUUUGUAUGCUCAUAGUGUCUUUUCAGUGUAUUCUAAAGGAAUAAAGUGAGCAGUGAAUGA
Messenger RNA from Salarias fasciatus (jewelled blenny), 1625 nucleotides. Its product is annotated as rho-related GTP-binding protein RhoA-C-like. NCBI's taxonomy places the organism in Eukaryota, Metazoa, Chordata, Actinopteri, Blenniiformes, Blenniidae. Gene Ontology annotation, biological process: small GTPase-mediated signal transduction. The record is from RefSeq and is a predicted model, not a curated record. Gene Ontology annotation, molecular function: GTP binding; GTPase activity.